CAAGGUUAGAUAAAAAUUAAUAAACUGAUUUAUCAUCAAUAUGUUAAUUAUAACAAUGGGAAAAUUAAAAUUAAUCAAAUGUCUUCAUGAUCAUCGUGGAAAAGUGUGGAAUAUUUGUUGGCACAAUGAUGGAAAAAAAUUGGCAUCAUGUGGUGAAGAUAAAAAAAUUCGUAUAUGGCAAAAAGAAAAUAAUAAUAGCUGGUUAUUAAUAAAUACAAUAAGUAAUAAACACAGUCGUACAAUAAGACAAGUAUCAUGGUCACCAUAUGAUGAUAUAUUAGCAGCAUGUAGUUUUGAUAGUACAGUAUCAUUAUAUAAAAUAAUUAAAAAUAAUAUAAAAUUUAUAACAAAACUUGAGGGACAUGAAUCAGAAGUUAAAAGUAUUGAUUGGUCAAAUGAUGGAUCAUUACUUGCAACAUCAAUCAAUAUGGAUUUGGGAUAAAAAUGAUGAUGAUGAUUAUGAAUGUGCAUCAUUCAUAACACAACAUACACAAGAUGUUAAAAAGGUCAAAUGGCAUCCACAUGAAAAUAUACUUGCAUCAUCAAGCUAUGAUAAUACAGUUAAAUUAUUUAUGGAAGAUCCAACUGGUGUUGAUUGGAUUUGUACAACAACAUUGUCAUCACACACAUCAACAGUAUGGAGUUUAUCAUUUGAUAAAACUGGAAAAUAUUUAGUAACAUGUAGUGAUGAUAAAACAAUUAAAAUAUGGCAAGAAUAUAAAAAUAAUAAUAAUGAAUUAAACUGGAAUUGUUUAACGACAAUUAAUGGUGAUCAUGAUGGGCCAAUUUAUGAUGUUGAUUGGUGUAAAAAUACAGGUCUUAUUGUAACAGCGUGUGGUGAUAAUAAUAUUAGAAUUUAUAAAGAUAUUGAUUGUCAUAAUUUUAAUCUUAUUUGUUGUGAAAUUAAUGCACAUAAACUUGAUGUUAAUUCAGUUUGUUGGAAUCCAAAUGAAAGUGGAUUACUAGCAUCUGCUGGUGAUGAUGGAAAUAUUAAAAUAUGGAGAUAUUAUGAUUAAUUAUACAUCAUGUUUAUUUUUAUUAAUAAAAUGCUAAAUUAAUUAUUUAUUGUUUGUUGUUUUUU
Messenger RNA from Aphidius gifuensis, 1081 nucleotides. RefSeq names its product probable cytosolic iron-sulfur protein assembly protein Ciao1. The transcript has 3 exons. Gene Ontology annotation, cellular component: cytosolic [4Fe-4S] assembly targeting complex. Gene Ontology annotation, molecular function: protein binding. Bases 363 to 1016 code for a protein of 217 amino acids. Lineage: Eukaryota; Metazoa; Arthropoda; Insecta; Hymenoptera; Braconidae. Gene Ontology annotation, biological process: iron-sulfur cluster assembly. The record is from RefSeq and is a predicted model, not a curated record.